Molecule: messenger RNA, 3815 nt
Organism: Thamnophis elegans (Western terrestrial garter snake)
Lineage: Eukaryota; Metazoa; Chordata; Lepidosauria; Squamata; Natricidae
Gene: FZD1
Product: frizzled class receptor 1
Exons: 1
Coding region: 354-2150 (598 amino acids)
Biological process (GO): canonical Wnt signaling pathway; non-canonical Wnt signaling pathway
Cellular component (GO): plasma membrane
Molecular function (GO): Wnt receptor activity; Wnt-protein binding
Source: RefSeq, a predicted model, not a curated record
ACCGGUUCGAGGGAGAGAGGGCUUGAGGGAUUGCCACAAAUGGUCAGGCUGCAGCGGUGGCGGAAGAAGAGGCGGCGGUGGCCGCAGCAGCAGCAACAAGAGGCAAAGAGCAGCUGGAUUUUCUGCGCUCUGCCCGGCGGUGGAGAAAGGGUUGGCGGCGCAGUUGAAGAGUGCGCGGCGGCAGCAGCAGCUGCUGAGCUGGCUCCCUCCUGCCUUUCCUUCAUGAGUCUCAAGUUUGCGCUGGCAGGAGAUCUAAAGCGCAGCAGCAGCAGAAGCAGCAGCAGCAGAAGCAGCCCGGCGGGCCGGGAAACGCCGUUGAUCGAGGCAGCGAAGGCGAGAGGCGCCAGCGAAGUAUGGCCGAGAAGUGGAGUCGCCAAGUUUGCAGCGGAGCAAAAGCAGCCUCGCCUUCAGCAGGGGGUAGCCGGGCCCUAGGGCGCUCUCCGUGGCUUCUCCUGCUGUUGGCGGUGCUGCUAGUGUGGACGGAGGCUCCGAUGCUUUCCGCGCGGGGCCAGGCGCCACCUCAGCCGGAGUACAACGGCGAGCGUGGUAUCUCCGUGCCGGACCAUGGCUAUUGCCAGCCCAUCACCAUCCCGCUGUGCACGGAUAUCGCCUACAACCAGACCAUCAUGCCCAACUUGCUGGGUCACACCAACCAGGAGGACGCGGGUCUGGAGGUGCACCAGUUCUACCCGCUGGUCAAAGUGCAGUGCUCGGCGGAGCUCAAGUUCUUCCUGUGCUCCAUGUACGCGCCCGUCUGCACCGUUUUGGAACAGGCGUUGCCUCCCUGCCGCUCCCUCUGCGAGCGGGCGCGCCAGGGUUGCGAAGCGCUCAUGAACAAGUUCGGCUUCCAGUGGCCGGACACGCUGCGCUGCGAAAAAUUCCCCGUGCACGGCGCCGGAGAGCUGUGCGUGGGCCAGAACACCUCCGAGCGCGGUACGCCCACUCCCUCUUUGGGACCCGAGUUUUGGACCAGCAAUCCUCAACUCAGGCCCGGGGGCGGCGGGGGCGGCGGAGGGAGCCAUCUGGCGGACCGGGCGGGCAGGUUCAGCUGCCCCCGGGUGCUCAAAGUACCUUCCUACCUGAAUUACCGCUUCCUGGGCGAGAAAGAUUGCGGAGCUCCCUGUGACCCUGGACGGCCCCAUGGGCUGAUGUAUUUUGGGCAGGAGGAGCUGCGCUUCUCGCGGACCUGGAUUGGCAUCUGGUCUGUGCUGUGCUGCGCCUCCACCCUCUUCACAGUUCUCACCUACCUAGUGGAUAUGAAGCGGUUCAGCUACCCCGAGAGACCCAUAAUCUUCCUCUCGGGGUGCUACACUGCCGUGGCUGUGGCCUACAUUGCAGGGUUUCUGUUGGAAGAGAAAGUGGUGUGUAACGAGCGCUUUUCUGAUGACGGCUCCCGAACUGUAGCCCAAGGCACCAAGCGUGAAGGGUGCACCAUCCUGUUUAUGAUGCUGUAUUUCUUUGGUAUGGCCAGUUCCAUCUGGUGGGUCAUUCUGUCUCUUACCUGGUUCCUGGCUGCAGGCAUGAAGUGGGGCCACGAGGCCAUUGAGGCUAACUCACAGUACUUCCACUUGGCCGCUUGGGCUGUGCCAGCCAUCAAAACCAUCACUAUCCUGGCCUUGGGGCAGGUUGAUGGCGAUGUGCUGAGCGGUGUCUGUUUUGUGGGCAUCAACAAUGUAGAUGCUUUGCGUGGCUUCGUGCUGGCACCUUUGUUUGUGUACUUAUUUAUUGGUACUUCUUUUCUCCUGGCUGGAUUUGUGUCUCUUUUCAGAAUUAGAACUAUUAUGAAGCACGAUGGCACCAAGACAGAGAAACUGGAGAAGCUAAUGGUGAGGAUUGGGAUCUUCAGUGUUCUGUAUACAGUGCCUGCCACUAUAGUGAUUGCCUGUUAUUUUUAUGAGCAAGCAUUUAGGGAACAGUGGGAAAGGAGUUGGUUUGCUCAAAGCUGCAAGAGCUAUGCCAUCCCUUGCCCCAGUAACUACCAUCACCCCCCAAUGAGCCCAGACUUCACGGUCUUCAUGAUCAAAUAUCUCAUGACCCUAAUUGUGGGAAUCACUUCAGGCUUCUGGAUCUGGUCUGGAAAAACACUCAAUUCCUGGAGGAAAUUCUAUACCAGACUUACCAACAGCAAACAAGGAGAAACUACAGUGUGAAGUUCAACAUCAGCUUGUUGUUCACACAUCAACUUUGUUGUUUCUCCACAGCCUGACCAGAGAUUGGAAGAUCAGGAAUAGAGAGAGAGAGAAAUGUACACGCCCUGAAAUCAUCUAGGUCAGAAUUUUUUUCUCCCCAGCCCACAGAAAACCAAUCCUAAGAAAAUUCAUAGAGGCACAUACUAUUCCCCUUGUCUUCAUCUGGAUUAAAUUUGCCCUGAAAGUUGGAAAUGUGAUUUUGAGAUUGUUGUAAAUAGUCUCUGUAAGAUUUUGUAAGUAUGUUUGUAUUUAAGUUGCAAAGCUUUUUCGUACAUAUUUAAAACAUUUUUAAAUUCCUUUUAAAAGACUUUUCUGUUUUAAAACACAAGAAAACAAAUAUUUUAUGUUGGGUGCAGCAUUGAAAAAUUAGAAGUUAAGAAAACUUUUUCUUGUAAAUCCAAGAUUAGAACUUUAAUUGACCCUAAUGUUAGAGCCAUUUACAACCAGGAACCAUUGGUUUCAGGAAACCUGCCUAGUAGCUUGUUGGUAGCACAGUUAAUGGGGUUUGUGUUGCACACCAGUGCAGAAAAAGAGUGGACUAAUCUUUCCUCAGUGUAACCUGAAGAGGAAAGAAAACAAGCCAUUCUACCUGUUGUAGAAACAUUGUGGGAGGAGCUUGCAGAAGAGAACUGUCUCACCUAACUACAUAUUUUGUCCUUGUGGAAGAAAAUGCUCAAGCCAGCAAAAGGGUGCUUUCUAAGCUAUGUUUAAAGUUGUGUCCUAUGAAGGUGCAGAAUAGAAUAUCUGAAGUCAAGUAUUCUUACCAUCUCCCAUAUAUAUUUCAUAGAUUUUAAGGAACUGUAACUUUUCCUCUAACUUUGUAAUAUAUUGAGCUUACAAUUUGCUUUGUAUCUUCUGUAGAAAUAAGUCUCUUGGCUGUUGUUAUUAACACUGCAGUGAGCAAGAAGGCUGCUUUUUUUAAAAUUGUAAUUCGAUACUCCAGUUAUUAGCAUUGUUCUGAACAAUGUUUCCUUGGUAGAUUUUCCCCCCUUAAUGAAUUUGCUGAAAAAAGAACUGCUGAAAAGGCUUUUUCAAAUCAGUUCAGUGUGGUCAAUAAUAAAGGUUUAGGGGAAUAAACAGAGCAAAAACUCUCAGCAAGUUGGAUUCUUUGCAUUUUUGAAAUAUGUUUGACAUUGACAUUUUUAUUUCUGCAAAUCUUUAUAACUGUUGAGUUUCAUUCCUUUGUGUUAAUAGCUGGCCAGAAAGAAGGAUGAUUUAUGCUACCAGAAAGGGGUGGGGGAAAUGUUUGAAACCCGAAAGAAUCAACAGCCUGAUAUUUCAGUGUAGUCAUUUAUAUGUAAAUCUGCAAAAACUGUCUAUGAUUGGUUGAUAGUCUCUCUAUAAAUUGCUACAGCUCAUACUUCUUUAAUAGGUUUAUACAAGAUGUGUCAGUUUUCAGUGGCAAACUCAUUUUCAUAUUUAAUCGUUUCUGUGACACAACAGACUUGUUACUCUAAUGAUGUAUCAUUUCAAACUUUUUAUUUACAUUCCUGCCAAAAAUAUAAUCUGUGACUAAUCAUAUCCUAAAAUGAAUAACUGUGUCAAUUUGAUACACAUUUAUUUGUGUUCACUAUGUCAAAAUCGUUUAUAUUUAUAGAACAAUAGAAGUUUAUAUAUAAAUAUAUA